CUCGGAGACGCGACUCAAAGACAAGCAGACGCUUCCCUCGCGGUUCCCGAAGGAAGACCACGAGGACCCGUUUUGCGCGAGUGCUCACGGAGAAAGGCCGAGGCCGAGUGUUUCAGAGACACAGCGAGUGAAGUGAAAUCCAAGAAAAGUACGAGGGAGAGACUUAGGAGGAGGAUCGAGGAGAGGCGGCGCCAAGAUGUGGCGGGGCUGGGGCCUGACGCUGGCGCUGGCGCUGGUGCUGAGCGGCAGCGUGCGGGCCACUGACGACGAUGUCCUGGAGGAAAUCCAGCGGCAAAGAAUGCGCCAAGUGAAAGCCAUCCGAGAGAGGGAGGGCAAGUACGACCCAAUGACUUCGCGAGUGGCCCCUCCCACCUACCAGCCUGGAGAGGUCACUCCAGAGCACUCCAGAGAAAAACGCAGUCUAGACCCGAUGAACUCCCGUGUGGCGCCGCAGUGGUCCCAGCGCGACGGCCCUUACACCAUCACGGCCGAACGCCUGAACGAGAUCCGCGCCGAGCUCAUGUACCCCUAUUACGACAACGACGAGCACGGCGGCAACGGCGACCUCGAGGUCAACAUCAACACGCAGAACACGCAAGUCAACAAGCAGCUCACCUUCCUGCUGCCCUUCUUCGGCUUCGGACUCAACUAUACCUGGGUCUCGCUCAACGGCUACUUGGGCUUCUCCGACGCGCCGUUCAACUGGGAGCACUACCCGCUGUCGUUCCCGGUGCCGCAGUGGCCCGAGAAACCCGACCCGUCGUUCAUCGGUCCCUUCUACUCCAAGUGCAACAUCGGAGAGCUCAAGCCGGGCGACGACGACUCCAGGAGGCCGGGCGUCUACUGGAGACUGGAGCGUGACCUUCCUUCGCGGCUUGACCAAUUCGGUGUGGAGAUCCGCGAGCGCAUCAAGUGGGACGUGCGCGAGGGCAUCGUCGGCGCCGCCAUCUUCAACCCCAAGCACGUCAUCAUCGUCACGUGGAAGAACGUCACCUUCGCCGGCGGCUCCGUCAACACCAACGCCAAAUACGUCACGAACACCUUCCAACUCGUGGUGACGACGGACGAGAUCCGCACGUACGCUUUCUUCAACUACGAGUACAUGCGCUGGACUUCCCACACGGAGGCCGGAGGCUCCACUGACGACGGCCAGGGAGGAGUGCCUGCCUACGUGGGCUUCAACGCGGGCAACGGGACGCGCUCCUACGAGUACACGCCAUACAGCCAGAAGCUCUACAUCCGGGACCUGUCGACCGCCGGCAACGCGAACGGAAAACCCGGUCGACACAUCUUCAGGGUCGACGAGAAAAUCUUGGCAGGAUGUUGCAGGCGAGAAGAAGACCUGAUGGACUACCCGCUGACCUUCUCGCCCGAGCACGGCAACAUGAUGGGCGGCACGCUGGUCAACCUGACGGGGCCGUGCUUCCAGGUCACCCACCGCCUUAUUUGCCAGUUCGACACGACGGCCGUGGAGGGCAAGGUGCUCGACGGCAACAGGGCGACGUGCAUAAUGCCGCAGCUCUUCGUGUCUGGCUACGUCGACUUCUCGAUCUCCAUCAACUCUGGACCUUACUACUGGAAGGGAAAAUUCUUCGUCGAGACGCCCUUGACGGCCCCCGAGGGAGUGUGGUUCAAGGACGACAGCUACCAGCAGCACACGCCGACCGAUCUCAAGCUGGCGUGGCUGGCGGGCAACCUGACCAUGAACAGGGACGCGCAGGUCAUGAUUUCGCUCUGGGGCUACAGGGAGAUCUCCAUCUAUCCGGAAAUCAUCUACAUCGACAUGCUGGUUGACGGGACGCAGAACUCGGGAUCCUACAUACUGGUUCCCGGGGACUACGCGAACCGAGACAACUCGCAGUACCUAGAUCUUGAGAUGGGCCUCAUCAUGAUCAAUCUGACGACGCCGGAGCCAGCCUACGGCCUCGAAAUGUCCACGGUCGUGUGGUCCCGCCCCAUCCCUCUGGCUUGGUACUUCCGGCCCCAGUGGGAGAGAAUCUACGGCACGGGAUGGACGACCGCCAUGUGUGACCGCUGGAUCGAAAAUGACCGCAAUCUCAGGAACUUCGCCUACGAGGUGGAGCGCUGUCCGUGUCUGCUCAAGCAAGCUGUGGCCGACAAGGGGCGCUUCCUACCCGACUUCUCCUGUGACCGCGACGGAAACACCGAGUGCGACUACCACUUUGGCGCCAUUCACUGCGUCCGCACGGCGCUGCCCAACAAGGACGGCGCCGGCCAGCAGUGCUGCUACGACCGUGACGGCUACCUCAUGAUGACCGCGGACAAGAUGUGGGGUGGAAACCCCCACCGCGCCCACAACCUCGGGAAAUCGCCUUUCGACGAGGCGAACAAGGUGCCCACUUUGUCCCAUUGGUACCACGACGUGAUUCCGUUCUACACGUGCUGCAAAUGGCAGGGCGAGCAGUCUCCAGGCUGCGUCACCUACAGGUUUGAGCGGAGGGUGUCCCAGGACUGCGUGGGCUACCAGCCCCCGACAGCGGCUACGGUGUUCGGCGACCCCCACGUGUACACCUUCGACGACUUGCAGUACACAUUCAACGGGAAGGGCGAGUUCGUAAUGGUCCGCGUGGAUUCCGUCCGCCAUGUACUCGACAUCCAGGGCCGCUUUGAGCAGAUUCCUGUCAACUACCUCGGCGAGGCAAAGGCGUCCACUCUCACGGCUGUAGCAGCUCAAGAUAACGUGUCUUCCGUUGUGGAGGUUCGGCGGCGCCCUAUUGACGCCAUGUGGCGCUACCACCUGGACGUCAUCGUCGACGGAACGAGAGUGUAUUUCGAUCGUUAUUCGCAGAAGAUCCAGCAGUUUAAGGAGUGCGUCGUUUAUACCCCUAGCAACAUUCUCAACCAGAGUCACGUGAUCAUCAUGUUCGCCUCGGGAGCAGGAGUUGAAGUCAUGGAGAACCUGGGCUACUUGGGCACGCGGAUAUACUUACCCUUAUCGUUUGCAAAUAUAACGCGAGGCUUAUUUGGGAAUUGGACGUUCGACCCGCAAGAUGACCUGGUGCUGCCCGACGGCUCUUCGGGCCCGGUGGCAGACGCGAACAACAUAGAGCUCAUCCACAAGGACUUCGCUAUGAAAUGGGUGCUGGACGACAAGGAUAGUCCGGACGUUGGGAAAAGUUUGUUCUUCCACGAGAAUUCUCGCUCCAGUAACUACUAUUACGACCCAAACUUCAUACCAGAGUGGAAAACGACUCCUGAUCUGUCACCUAACGCGACGACCCCCAUAGAAGAUAUCAACCGCGUGUGCGGCGACUCGUACCAGUGCUACUUUGACUACGUAGUUUCGCUGAAGCGGGACUUCGCCGUUAUGACCAAGUAUUACCAGGACCAGUUCGUCAACAUCAAGGGCGACGGACUCCAAGAAGUGGUGUCGUGCGGCGCUCUCCCGACGCCCCCGCACGGACGCAAGUCCACCUUCAACUUCCUUAGCGGAGCAGAAGUCAAGUUCGACUGCGACCCGGGCUUCGUCCUGCUGGGCGAGCAGCGCCGCUGGUGCUACGCCUCGGGCGACUGGAACUGGCCCGAGGACGGCGAGGCGACCUGCGUCACCGAGGCAGAGUACCUGGCCAUGCAGGCGGGCGUGACAGCCGGGACGGUCCUUGCGGUUCUCCUGCCGGUGCUCAUCGCCAUGCUGUGCUACGCCUCCUACGUGCGCAACAAGCGGCGCGCGGACUUCCCCGACGCCCCCGUCAGGAGAGGCCACGAAAGCAGACGCAGCUUCAAUCAGUUCUUCCCGAAGUCCAAAAGAGACAGCUCGCCGGAGGCGCGUCCGGGCCGCACCGUGGACCUGAGGUCGGGAGAGGCCUCGCCUGGACUCAAGCACUCGGAUGACACGCAGGUCUAGGUGUGCAGCCUUCGGGAGCACCAAUGCCAGGUCUCCCGGUGCCGGUUGCAUCCAGCCCUCCAUCCCCUGGAACUGAUGCAGAAACUCGGCGACCGCCAACUGCAUGCUUGUCCUUGGAUGUUGGUCACCGGCGCCAUUUAAUUAGCUGUUACAGAUCGCAUGUUUGUCUUUUUGUGUUUCGGGUUAUCUAACACCCAUUCCCAACCUUCUGCCAGCGAGGGUCACCUCAGUGUUAGUUGUACGACAGAGAAGUUUCUAUCUAUUUAUGGCAGAAAUAUAUGACGAUUAUUUUCUCUGAUAAAAAAAAAAAUCAGAUAAUAUGCAUGUCCAAAUUCUAAGCCAUUUGGUAAUUGAGGUAGAUAUUUUAUAUAUUGUAAUUAGCUAUUUUUACAAAAUAGAUUGAUAACUUCUCAAAAUGUGUUGUUAUUAUAGUGAAUAGCAAAAUCUUUUAUACGGUUUUAGAGAAUAAAUGUUUCUUGUAUAUCGUUGACAUGUAAAUUGAUUGUUCUUGUAAUGUCUCAUAAUUAGUGUAACAUUUGCAUAGAGCUACUAAUACUAAAGUUUAAAAAAAUAAAAAAACUAAAAAUAACUUUCAGAUACGAAUAAAUUUUAUUUAGCAUUUUUAUAAGAUGUAUGUUGUGAGAUCAUGUGAUUUGUUUAUAGUAACACCCGAACAUAGUUUCUGAUUGUUAGUAAGGGAAAUAAGACAGACCGAACAAGAAAUAAACAGAAAAUAAAUUAACGGGAACUCUUUUUCAUCCAUCGAGCCUCGAGUUCGUUACCUGAACCGAAACAUAACGGGGCUUAAUUGUUUUAUCAUGCACUAUAGCUUCGUUCAUUCUUGUUAAUUAUAUUGCUAUAAAAAUCCCCCUCUUUUUAAAUAAAACUACAAUAUAAAAACUU
Messenger RNA from Penaeus chinensis, 4768 nucleotides. RefSeq names its product protein mesh-like (gene mesh). The coding region runs from base 197 to 3865 and encodes 1222 amino acids. The transcript has 23 exons. Gene Ontology annotation, biological process: cell-matrix adhesion. The record is from RefSeq and is a predicted model, not a curated record. Lineage: Eukaryota; Metazoa; Arthropoda; Malacostraca; Decapoda; Penaeidae.